AUGAAGACUCCGCAACACGAUGAAUGGUAUACGGGCAUGGAAAAGGAAGUGAGAGCAAUGUUCAAAAAGGGCGUACUAGUUCCGAUUGAUGAGACUGAGGCACCUCAAAACGCAACAAAACCUCGCAUCGUGUGCUUAGGGAACAAUCAAGAUCCAGGAAUCGAUUUUGUGACCGCAUUCUCCCCAUGUAGCACGGAUGGUAACGUUUCGAGUGCUGAUAGCACUACGAAAUACGGACUGACGUUGUAUCAAGGUGAUGUGGAUACUGCCUAUUUGAAUGCGACAUUAAAAAUACAGCAGUACGUGCAAGCCAUUCCCGGAUUCCCACAGCCCAAGAAAAAGAUUUACAGUGUGGGGAUUGAGCAUUAUAUGGUCUACAUCGUCUGGAGCGGAAUGGAGCGAAGAAAAUAA
Molecule: messenger RNA, 411 nt
Organism: Peronospora belbahrii
Lineage: Eukaryota; Oomycota; Peronosporomycetes; Peronosporales; Peronosporaceae
Source: the annotation of a GenBank genome assembly